Mya arenaria is the source of this 823-nucleotide messenger RNA. RefSeq names its product complement C1q-like protein 4. Lineage: Eukaryota; Metazoa; Mollusca; Bivalvia; Myida; Myidae. The record is from RefSeq and is a predicted model, not a curated record. Gene Ontology annotation, molecular function: protein binding. The transcript is spliced from 2 exons. Bases 179 to 823 code for a protein of 214 amino acids.
UCCUGGAUGUACUGAAUGGACAAGGAAACAUUUGCAAUAUUCCAAGUCGUUCAACGAUGGACACUUGAAAAUAAGGAAUUUUCGCACCAAUGCUUUGCUAUAAAAGGACUUUCAACUGACUGCUGAUUUACAAUUAAAACAUAAAAUACAUUGAGGAGAAAAACACUGACUUUAAAAAAUGAGACUAUUUGCAUAUAUCAUGUUUGUCUUUCUGUAUUCAGUUGCUUGGGCUGACGAACCGGAAGAUAAGUUUUCAUACGAGUCCAAAAUUUUGGAGAAGGUGAUCCGUAUGGAGAUGAAGAUGUCCCAGCUGGAACAAGGGCUGGUGCAGACGGGGGCCAGGUUCGACAACCUCCUGAUGAACGUCACGAUGACCUUGGAUAACAAAACGGCCGAAUUGGAUGACUUGAAAGAUCAUAUGGGCUUGCCUCUGGUUGCGUUCCAUGCCUACGACCCAUUGGACUACAGCCUUGAUACGCACCAAAUUCUCAUACUAAGUACCGUCAAAAUGAACGAAGGGGAUGGCUACGAUAACGUUAUCGGCGUCUUCAGGGCACCCGUUGCGGGACUGUAUUACUUCGCUGCGCAUGUUUGCACCUCCUCAGGGAUUGGGUUUUACUACGAAAUCGUGAAGGAUCACGGAAUGAUUGCCAAGAUUACGAAAUUUAACAAGGUGCAAUACGAUUGUGGCUCUGUCAAUGUCAUCACCAAGAUGGAAAAGGACGAACGUGUAUGGAUCAAGUGCACAAGUGGCAACACCUCCAACCAACUGCAUCCCAGUUAUGGCAAAACGUCGUUCCUUGGCAUUCUUAUGCACAAAUAA